AGGUAGAAGAAAAAAUGGGGACAUCCCCACACACAACCAUGAUAUUAUUAUUAGAUGCAGUGUCAAAGUCAUCUUUUUUAGUGUACCUCUCAUUUAUUACCUUUGUCUUUUGCCUUCAUUCAUUCUCCAUCCACUAAAUGCUGUUUGCCCCUCUCCUUCACCACUACCUUUGGCUGCUUAAUUUGCAGGGGUUGCUCUCUCUCUCUCUCUCUCUCUCUCCAAUUAGGUUUUCCUCUUUGAGGUUCAACCUCCAGAGAUGAAUCUGUGAAGCUCUCACAUCUUUCAUAGGCUUGCUACAUCAUACUUUGUAUUUAAAGAAACAAAGAACAGCUCCUAAAAGAGCUCCUACAAGAGAAAAAGUACUUCCCUUUUUGCUCUUCUGAUCAAAGAAACCUAGAGAUCACAAACAGUAAAAAUGGCUUCCUCUAGCUCAUACAAUUCCCCUUGUGCUGCCUGCAAAUUCCUGAGGAGGAAAUGCAUGCCAGGCUGCAUCUUUUCACCUUACUUCCCACCAGAGGAGCCACAGAAAUUCGCCAAUGUUCACAAGAUCUUCGGUGCAAGCAAUGUAACCAAACUCCUCAAUGAACUCCCUCCUCAUCAAAGAGAGGAUGCAGUGAAUUCCCUUGCUUACGAAGCCGAAGCACGAGUAAGGGAUCCAGUAUACGGCUGUGUUGGUGCUAUCUCUUUCCUCCAAAGACAGGUUGAGAGGCUCCAGAAAGAAUUAGAUGACGCUAACGCCGAUUUGAUUCGCUAUGCGUGCAAUGAGAUUCAGACAGCACUGCCUGUUGUUGCCCACCCACCUCCACCGGCGGUGAGGCCAGUUGAGUUCACUAGAAGAAUGGGUGGUAAUGAAGUAGGAGGAGCUGAUUUCUAUCAAAACCCUUCUUUCCCAUAUCCUUAUCCUCUUCCAUGGAAUGAUAAUAAUUCUUCUUCUGGAGACAUCACUCGAGGAGGAGGAGGAGGAAAUAUUUGAAUUUUUAGAGCAUUGUCAGUCAGUGUAACAAAUCCCAGCCUAUUUAGGGUUUGCAUCUAUCAGCUCUGGAAUGUAACUCUCCUAUCAUCCUAUGAUAUGGUGUUGUGUUUGGUUAAGGGUUUCUAGCUAGUUAGCCUCACGGGGACUCUUCUAGCUAGACCAUUGAGAGUCUUUAUUACCUACCUAGAAAAUUAUUUGGUGGGUUUAGUACUUAUGUUGCUAAAAUCACUACCAUAAGUAUUUAUUAAUUAUCCACUGUGGGAGACCUGAUUAGUAAGUCUUUAGAGUAUUUUAAGUUGGCUUGUUGUGUCAUUAGUGAGUCCAUUUACUCAUUAAGCUCAACUCCAAAGAAUGUGCAUGUGGAAAUUCUUAAUCUCUGGAGUUGUUUAUGUUUAAGAAUAAAAGUAGUAAUACUAAGUUAAUUGUAAAGAGGAUUCUCUAGCCUAAGUCUAUGAUUUAGUCUUCCAUUACACUAGUAUUUAUUCUCACUUUUCAUUUCUA
This is a messenger RNA of Camellia sinensis, 1474 nucleotides long. RefSeq names its product Lateral organ boundaries (LOB) domain family protein (gene LOB). The record is from RefSeq and is a predicted model, not a curated record. Lineage: Eukaryota; Viridiplantae; Streptophyta; Magnoliopsida; Ericales; Theaceae.